AUGAAGCAGGCUAAAAUCACAAAGAAGAAUUUUUUCCGAAAAUAUUUCUGGGAAGGUCAGCAUUUGGACGAAAGCUCUGUUCAGCAGGAGUUACCAGAUGACGCCGAUUUUUUGGAUGUCAUCCUGAUUAAGUACAGGAAAUACGUAGCCGUUCUAAUUCCUCUAGUAGUAAUGCAGGCGUUUUGGUGGUUAACCGCUAUCCGUUAUUCAUGGCUAUCACUCUAUCGUACUCAUUGGGAACUUCCUGCAAUCAUGUUACUUGGAUCGACUGUAGCUGGGAUGACGUCGGAAGGCGGUGGAGCUGUUGCGUUUCCUGUAAUGACACUCGGGCUGAAGCUUGCUCCAAGCACAGCCAGAGAUUUCUCGUUGAUCGUCCAAGCAAUAGGUGAGUACGGGCCUUGGACAUAG
Molecule: messenger RNA, 408 nt
Organism: Haemonchus placei
Lineage: Eukaryota; Metazoa; Nematoda; Chromadorea; Rhabditida; Trichostrongylidae
Source: the annotation of a GenBank genome assembly